This is a messenger RNA of Canis lupus familiaris (dog), 7530 nucleotides long. It is a transcript of the gene TMEM245, whose product is annotated as transmembrane protein 245. The record is from RefSeq and is a predicted model, not a curated record. The transcript has 18 exons. The coding region runs from base 1 to 2628 and encodes 875 amino acids. Lineage: Eukaryota; Metazoa; Chordata; Mammalia; Carnivora; Canidae.
AUGGCCGACGGCGCCGGCCCCGCAGAGGCGCCCAGUCCGAGGGGCUCCCCGGGCCGGGCGCCCCGGGUCCCGCGCCCGGGCGGCGGCGGCGGCGGCGGCGGCGGGGAGCCCCCGAGGACGCCGGCGCUGGCGCUGCGCUUCGACAAGCCUAUCAAGCAGGCCUUCUACAACACGGGGGCCGUGCUGUUCGUGUGCCUGUGCUGCGGCGCCGCCGUGCUCGUCUACUUCAUCCUGGAGGCCUUCCUGCGGCCGCUGCUCUGGGCCGUGCUGUGCGGCACCUUCCUGCACCCCUUCAAGAGCUCCCUGACGCGCCUGGGCCGCCACUGGCUGCAGCGCCUGCACCGCGCGCACACGCCCAUCGUGCUGGCCGCGCUGCUGCUGCCGCUCUGCUUCGCCGACUACGGCGUCGAGGCCCUGGGCGAGCAGGCGCUGCGCCGCCGCCGCCUGCUGCUGCUGCUGGGCGCCGGCGGCCCGCUCCUCUACGGCCUCUACAGCCUGGGCAGCUACCUGGGCGUGCAGGUGCUGCUGGCCUACGCCGGCGCGCUCAUCUGCCGCGGGCUGGACUACUUCAGCAGCCUGUGGAUCUGGACGUUGGUAGUUGGCUAUGUGUUGACUGUUUCAUUCAAGUGGAAUGCAAGCACUGAACGCUACUUGAGAGCAGUUUCAAUUCCUGUCUGGAUUAUAUUGCUUUUUCAUUUAGCAUCCCUGGCUGGCUCAUGGAGAAUUCCUGUAUUCCUGGUUAUUGUUUUCCUGAUGUCUGUGGGCACCCUCUAUGAGAAACAGAAUGGAAAAGAGUCUUCUGGAGCAGAGUUACCAGGGCAGGUUAUUUCCAUGGCAGCUUCUACCCUAGCAACCUUGGCCAUCUCUAUCACAGGAUAUGAAUCGAGCUCUGAGGACCAGCCCUCCACUGAACCUGCAGAGACCAUGGACAGAGGAGAACCCCCUCCAGCGUUAUCUUCAACUCCUUCACCUUCCUCCCCUUCACCCACCCUGGGCAGACAAAGGCCUGAAAUGGGAACAUUUGUCAGGAAGAAGAAAACCAGUGACAUCUACUUCGUGUCCCUCGUGUGGGCCAUUAUUGGAGUCCAGCUCUGGUUGAACCUGUGGAUUGUACAGUUGCUGCCAGUGCCUAUUGCAGUCUGGAUCCUCAAAAAGCUUGUUAUUCACUUUGGAGUUGUGGACUUCCUGGAGAAGCGCUGCCUCGUGUGGUGGCAGGCUGUAGAGCACUUCCUCAGGGAGCGGCAGGAGGCUCUUGCACCCUGGCCAGUUGUUGGGCUUGGAAAAUUCUUGUUAAAAGUUGAUAGCAAGCUCUGGCACUGGCUAAAUAAGAAGAUGAUCAUCUGGUUGGAGAAGAUGUUAGACAAAAUAAUAAGCAUUUUCAUCAUAUUUUUGUUAGUGAUAGGAACCCUUCUUUUAGCCCUACUCCUGACUGCAAAGGUACAUCAAGAGAGUGUACACAUGAUUGAAGUCACAAGCAAUUUGAUAAAUGAGACUCUAGCAAAUCACCCUGAGUGGGCAAAUUGGCUUCCUGAGGCUCAAGUAGUCCAAAGAGCCCUCAAUUCUGCAGCUAACAACGUAUACCAGUAUGGAAGAGAAUGGAUAACUCACAAGCUUCAUAAAAUUCUGGGAGAUAAGGUGAACAAUACUGCUAUGAUUGAAAAGCAAGUACUAGAACUUUGGGACAGAUUGUACCAUUCUUGGUUUGUAAAGAAUGUAACGCAUUCUGGAAGACACAAAGGACACAAGAUGCAUAUAAAUCGUCAGAAUAGCUGGCUGGGAGACAUUCUGGACUGGCAAGAUAUUGCUUCCUUUGUUCACGAGAACAUUGAGACAUUUCUCUCGAUCUUAGAGUCUCUGUGGAUUGUCAUGAGCCGGAAUGUGAGCCUGCUUUUCACUACUGUCACCACACUCCUGACCAUCCUCUUCUACAGUGGGACCGCCCUUCUCAAUUUCGUGCUGUCUCUGAUAAUUUUCCUGACCACACUAUUUUAUCUAUUAAGUUCCAGUGAUGAGUACUACAAGCCAGUGAAGUGGGUGAUAAGCCUGACACCACUGUCUCAGCCAGGCCCUUCUUCUAAUAUAAUUGGCCAGUCUGUGGAAGAAGCUAUCAGAGGGGUGUUUGAUGCUUCCCUCAAAAUGGCUGGCUUCUACGGACUGUACACUUGGCUGACUCAUACUAUAUUUGGCAUCAAUAUUGUCUUCAUACCAUCAGCUUUAGCAGCAAUCCUAGGAGCAGUGCCCUUCCUAGGGACAUACUGGGCAGCAGUACCUGCAGUUCUAGACCUGUGGCUUACACAAGGCUUAGGGUGCAAAGCCAUCCUACUGUUGGUUUUUCAUCUCCUGCCAACGUAUUUUGUAGAUACUGCCAUCUAUUCGGAUAUAUCAGGAGGCGGGCAUCCUUACUUGACAGGUUUGGCAGUGGCUGGUGGGGCCUACUACUUGGGCCUGGAAGGAGCAAUCAUUGGACCCAUACUUCUCUGCAUACUUGUGGUCGCUUCCAACAUCUAUAGUGCCAUGCUAAUGAGUCCUACAAAUUCAGUGCCCACGCCAAACCAGACCCCAUGGCCUGCUCAGACUCAGCGGACUUUCCAUGAUAUUUCUGAUGAUCUGAAAUCUUCCGUAGACUGACAUGGUUUGCACCACAGUGAUUUCUGUAGGAGGUUCAGUCUUGAUAGUGAGCCCAGCUCAGCUGUGGCCUUGUGUCCUUUCAUCUGUGCCUAGCAAGCAGAGCCCGGGGAAGAAGCCGAACCCUCCUGGCCUUCCAUACAGAAUACCUGGACAAGAGAGAACUUGCUGUGGGUUGCUUUGCCUUUUAAAGCACAGCUUUAGAGCUCAGAUUUGUGGUUUGCUCACUUACUCGAUGGCUUGAAAAGUUUCAGUUUAUACACUGGUACCAUGGCUCAAGAUUUCCCACUUUGGUUAUCUAUAUCAUUAUAAUAUGUAUUUAUAAAGUUAUUUCAAGAGCCCUGAACUACCUGCCGUUAAAAGUAUUCACAGCGUCAUUUUCUCCUGGUUUAAGAAAUCUGUUCUUAAACUUUUCUAUGACCGUCACUUUUUAAUGAAGAGGGUUUUUCAACUUUUGAAUAUGUAGUUGCUUGAGCAGGAAAAGGGAGUCUUCGACCCCUCUCCCCCAUGCAUGGUCCCUUCCGUAAGUGUAAGGCAGGAUGGCGUAUUUGAAGGUCAGCUAGUUGUGUGUUGCAACCAUAGGAGACACAGAAAAACAAGCUCUUCCUCCCCUUUCUCCUCCUCCCAUCCGCCAUUACGCUAUUGCCAAAUUCCUAAAACUCGGCUGACCACUUUGAAGUAAAAUGCUUAUUACGCUGCUAUUAAUGGUAACAGUACAACAGAAUUCAUGUCUGGUUCAGUUUUUCUUUCCAAAGGCCCUGAGUGAAAAAUCUCAGGAGUAGCAGUUCUCUGAGUUGUUAAAUGUAUCCCUGUUUACUUAUUUGGAAUUAUGCCAAUUGGUUACUUAUUAGCAGUAGAAUGUUACAUUCAGGUAGUAUUUUUCCAUCACUUAGCACAGUGCCUUGCACAUAAGACUCUAGGUGAAGGCGUGUCGAAUUAUGACUUAAGUCUCCCAGACAUCACAAUAACCAGCAUAGUGCUUUGCAUCUUACAAAGUCAUUUUGCGCAUAUUAUUUCACAGUCCCUUCCUGGCAGCUUUCAUAUAGCUUUAUGUCAUUUCAUACCACUUCCGUACAGAUGGGAAAACUAAGGUUCAGAAAAGUUUAGUAAGAUUUUUACCUCAAAUCUUUCUGACUCCAUAGCCUGCAAACUCUGCUAUGCUGUAUCAUUUCUUCCACAACUGUAUACAGUUUUCCCAGUAUUUGUCCUAUAGUUAAGGACAGGCUGGGACUAGAACCCAGCUCUUAGCUUGGUCUCCUUCCCACUGUACAAAACAAUCAUUGGGCGCUUUCUCCAUCCCCAGGGGAAUAGGAGGAGAAAGCGUUCCUUGAAUAUCAAAGACUUCCCUUUCAAAAACGCCUAAAAGUAAAAAUCAUUUUGUUUUCUAAACCAUCUGACUGAGAAGCAUAGUCAAUGAUAAUUAGCUUAAAUUUAUUCUGAUAUUACUUAAGAAAUUAACUCCGUAUAGGAAAAGAGGCUCCUGUGAGGGUUUUGACUGUUUCUACAGUAGCCUACGUGCAGAUCUCUUGUUUUUGUUAUCCUUCUACAAUUAUAAUCUGGUAUUAUACCAAGCGUUCCAUUUGACCGCUAAUGGACUCCUUUUUUUUCCUUAGUCAGUUGUUCAGUCGUUUGUUCAGUAACACAUUCAUUGAAAGUUGGCCAUCUCUGGUUUCCAUGCCAACCACUGUACAGGGUGCUGUAGGGGAUAGCUCCUAGGAAGGCCCUUUCCCCCCAUGUAAAUCUUGUGGGUGGGAGACAAAAAAAUUGUGCUUGCUAAAAUUAUGAAUUUUGCAUUAAAAGGGUUAAAAAAGAAAUCAGGUUUGUUUUUGUUAAUUGUAUACUGGUAAGUUUAUAGCUAUAAUUGGCACAUAUCAUAAGAGACAACUAUAUACAUAGUGAGUUUAGUGUGCAUAUACAAAUUAUGUUCCUCCAAAGUGUUUUUAGCUGUAUAAAGUGAUACAACAAAACAAAACAAAAAACUUGAGCCUAAUGUAUGACUGUUACUGGUCAUAAUAGUAUAAAUAUCAGGUUCCUAGGAACUUUGAGCCCUAAGAGAAUGGUUUGGAGCUCCAAAAUUGGCAGUGAUAUAAUAUCACUUGAAAAAUCAGGAGCAGAGGUACCUCCAGAGUGCAACACAGUUUUCAGGAGGCCUGAAUUGCCCUGCCCCAGUGCUCCAGCAACUGCGUAAGGACUCAGAAGGCCAACCAGCUGGGGGAGGAGCCCUCAAACAGAGACACAUAUUCCUUUAGAUAGUGAAGAGGUUUUGCACAAUUUUCACAGGGCACAGAGAUCACGUGGUAUGAAAAUCAGGGAGUCUCAAGCUCAUGUCUCAAAACAGCGUAUCCCCAUAUUCUCAGGAUUUAUCCCAGAAAGAAUACAUUUCCCUAGGGACAGACAGUGCAUUAAUGAAGUAGUGUCAGUAAAAAUGGAUACAGAAAUCCUAUCACAUAGUCUUACAUUUUUAUAGCUUUAUUAAAGAUUAGUUUUAAGUUCACAUUCACCAUUUCCGUUGAAAAUCGAAUGGAGGAACGGGAGAAGAUAGAAGUCUCUACACAGACGUGCUCCUCUUUUUUCUGAGAAUGAAGUAUAACGUUUUUAUCAUAAACCCCAUGUCCUAUAAAUCCUUCUUCCAUUCCAAAAUCCCUAUCACAUUCUGUGUUUCUGGAAGUGAUCUGUCGCAGUGCCUGAGAUACAGGUCUUAUUUCUGUUUAAAUUUGUGAGGACUCCUAACACUCUGUCCUAUUAGAGGUAGUUAGCUUGCAGAAUUUUCCUGUGCCUUGUGAGACUGGUGUAGAUUGACUCUCGACAAGGGGAGGAUUACCCAAGAAGUGUUUCUGGAGGCAUGCUGUAUUUAAACAAACUCAGAGCCUUUGGAAACAGCAGCUUAUUCCAUUUAAAGUGCUGCUAAGGGGCUUGCAGACAAGGUCUCUGGCUAACCUUGGUCUUCAAUACCCAUUGUGACCCUACUCGUACCCCUAGUUCCCACACAGGUUGUAUUUAGUACUUCAGAAUGUAUCACUACUGGGCAAUAAAUACUCAGAAAUUCAGGCCAUGAAGGGUCAGAUUAGAGCAAAAAAAUUUUAGGUGAGCUAUCCAGGGCUCUCAACUUCAGGGUUUAUAGGAAAAACCCCCUUCAGAACUUCCCAUGCUCUAGUCCCGACUGCCAGUUUCCUCUAGGGGGUCUUCUAAGACUCUUAGAAGAGUAUUACAGUAGGCAUUUCACAUUGGAGAUGGUCUCUAGCAACAAGUGUGAGUUCCAGCUGAGAGCAAGUGCUUUUUUUUUUCUUUAAUUUUCUUACACAUUUGCCAUCAAAAUAUAUUCAUUUCACUAAUGUAUUAAGGACCUGCAAGAAAAUGAGCUAAAACCAGAGCAGUUAUUUUUUGAUAGUUUAAAAAUAAUCGAGAGAAUUGUAAAUCGAGAUGUUCUGUCUACUUGAGUCGUGGAAAUUCUGUGCUACAAAGGGCCUUAUAUAAUUAGGUGAUCCUGUCCUUUUCUAGGGGAGAAAACAAAUCUAUAGGUAAAAUGACUUUUCUAACACAUACAGAGCCAGUUAGUAACAGAAUUCUGAGUAGAAUACAGUUUUUUCUCUUAGCCCGUUUUUCUACUUCUCUUCCCUUUUUUCCCUUAUAGUUGAGCAGCUUUUGGAAAAAUGUGUUUCUUAUAGCAGUAGUUCCAAGGGAUGUUUAUUAGAUGUUAUAAGAGACAAAAGUGUGCAUGGGGAAGGGGACUCUGUGGUCAAUUAAAAUUGAGGAAUGCUGAGAUUGUUUCCUUUCUGUAGGACUUCUAAGAGUUUUUAGUGUGCUGUUACAUAUUGUGAAUUUAUGAGGGGACAAAGACUGUGUUUACUAGACUUAUUUGACCUUACACUGCAACCCACCCCCCGUCCCCUGCCCCCAUCCUUUUAGUAGAGCUUCUUCAAGGACUAUUGGUCCUUUGGGAAACAUGGCUCUUGAGUAAGUUUACAGCUCUUUUAGGAGACAUCCUUAAUGGAAAUUCUGAAUGGUAAAUCUAUUACCACAGUACCACAUAAACUAUAAUAAAUCUCAAAGUUUAGUGAGAUACCAGAAAGAAAACAUAUUUGCCAUUCAGAGCUAUACGUAAAGUAUAGAGAUUCUUUUCCACCUAUGGUGUGUAAAAUCAGUAUUUGUGUUUAGUUCUGCAAGUUUUUCAAGGAUCUGUUAAUGUGCAAAUACAGUGGUGAUCUAUUGAUGAUACAUUUUAAUAAUGCUUUUGUAUGUCACUUUUUUGUUUUCAGACUGCUUUCAUAACAACCUUGUGAGAUAGGCAGGUGUUAAGUAUUAUCAAAUGAGGCACUGGAGGCUCAGAAAGGUUUUUUUGUGAUUUUUCCCUUAAGUUUAUACCACAAAGUGAUGGAGCCAGAAUUCAUUUGCAGGACUUCUGACUCCAAGUCCAGAGUUCUUUACUCCACACCUGGUUUCUUAUUUUUCUUCUGGCUUUAUAUCUUACAAUUGAAAGGUGUGGAAGGCGAAUCUUAAAGUAGUAUCAUUUUGGCCUACUAUCAAAUCCUAUUUCUUUUUUAUUGCAGUGACCCAGAAAGUGUAACUCUCAUUAGAGCUAUCCCAAAGAAAACCCUUCUUUUGUCUUUUGCAGUGCCACUUGUUUGGGUGACUAAAUACGUUUCAAAUACCAUUUGAUUCGAAAACCAAGCUUGGAUACAUAGUUGUAAUUGCUUAUGUAACUUUUGGAAAAGAUAUCCUCUGCAUUCUCAGGCAAAGUAGAGAUGGUUUGAAAGCGGAAAAGUUUAUUCAAAUACAACAGUACAUAUUCUUUAUUCUCACACAGAUGCUACUUAGCUUUAACUUGCUUUGACAACCUUCUAAUGUAACCUCUUUGUAAAUGUGAAAUAUUUAUAUUUUGAAAUAAAAUUACUAGUGUUGAAUGAA